AUGGUUCACAUAGCCGACCACAUUACCAGCCGCACCACCCGCAUAAAUGUUAUCAUUGAAACACGCCUAAAUUUUAUCGGCUGUCAUGCCUGGAGGAAACCGUGCUGGCUACAUAUCGCAAUUUCCAACAAUUGUGCUAAGCGUCCCAAGAUAUGCUUCAGUUUAUCACAGCUGGGCGACGUUCGCAUCUACAGUCUAAUAUACCGUUCUCCUGCCGUCCACGGUGGUGUUCUUACGGGUGGCAACGGACAGGUGUGGCUUACGUCGAUAACCUCAUACCUGCACAACUCCAGUUUUCUCCCCUUUGAGCAUACCGACAGUCUUGGAUCAGAUUACUCCCCACCCCCCUGCUUGGAGUACUUUGUCUGGUUGAAUCAGCAGUAA
Molecule: messenger RNA, 384 nt
Organism: Dibothriocephalus latus
Lineage: Eukaryota; Metazoa; Platyhelminthes; Cestoda; Diphyllobothriidea; Diphyllobothriidae
Source: the annotation of a GenBank genome assembly